AUUUCGAUAUUACCAAUAUGGACGCCUCUGCGUCCGAUGGUUCUGGACGAUUCUCAAAAAGGACUUCGGUGGCGUCAAGUCGAGUGCCCGAGACCGACUUGGUUCCUCUAAACUUCAGCCACACUUCGAGAGGCAUCAAGAAUGAGUUGCUACUUCACGAAGCAGCCAUCAAGAACGAUGUUGCAACGCUCAAGCACCUCAUUGACUCGAAAGUUGACGUCAACGCUAGGACCCACAUGGAGAGGGUUCCACUUCAUUGGGCAGCGGCGCACGGCCAUCUUGAAUCCAUGGCUGCCCUCAUCCAGGCGAAGUGUGAUGUUGAGGUGACGGACAAGUACGGCAUGCGGCCGCUGCUAAUGGCCGCCUGGUUUGGUCAUCGGGGCGCCGUUCAACUUCUAGUCGAGAGCGGGGCGAGUUGUCGAGCCGUCAAUCGCCAAGGGCAGACGACACUCCACUGCGCCGCUCAGAACAACCACCACGAAGUACUGGCCUUCAUGCUUGACUCGACCGAGACCGUCAAAGUGAACGCCGUCGACAAGAACGGGCAGACGGCACUGCAUCUGGCAGCCAUCAACAAUUGCAUGGAGAUUGUGGAGAAGCUGUUGCAGCACAGGGCAGACCCAAACAUCAAGGACAAGUGCGGCUGCACGGCGCUGCAUCACGCUUCCCAGCGGGGUCAUCACCUAGUUCUGGUGCGGCUACUACGAAGCAACAUGGACACGGACGAGCCAAACUAUGAGCGGAGUACACCAUUGCAUCUGGCAGCGCAGAAUGGACAUCAAUCGGCUGUUGAGAUCCUUCUCGAACACCGGUGCAACGCUUCAAUCAUCGACGCUAAAGCGAGGACGGCUCUCCACAUUGCAGCGUCCCUGGGUCACCUCGAAGUGGUGGAGACGCUUCUGCGGUUCGGGGCUUCACUCACGGUCAAGGACAAGCAUGGAAAUACGCCUCUCCAUCUGGCUGUGCUUGGCUGCCACUCUAGCAUGACGGAUCUCCUGGUCAAGAAAGGGGCGUCUGUCAACUCGACCAACAGCAGGCUUCAGACACCACUGCACAUGGCAGCUGAACUCGGCUUUACGGAAGUAGUCCAGGUUUUGGUCAGCCACGGGGCUGAUCUCUUCCUUCCAGAGAAGGGUGGCCGAACCGCACUGUACAUAGCGGCACGGGGCAGCUACACGGCAAUCGUGGACAUGCUCAUCACGGCCGAGCGCGAGAUAAAGCACAAGACGCGAUCCAAAGAAUCCUCCGUGACAACGCUUCAGCCCGGCUCGCGGCAGUUCUGCAACAGCCUGGUGGACAUCAAGGAGGAGAGCGUGGGCAGCGACCAGCCCCAGCAGGGCGCCGAAGCCGAAGAGACGGAGAAGCAGCGCCAGCAGAAGCAGCAGCAGAUGCAGAGGCUGGCCUGGACCCUGGCCAAGGAGCUGCUCACGCCCAACGACUGGAAGCACCUGGCACGCCACUGGGGCUUCACCGCUGAGCACAUCAAGGCCAUCGAGCACCAGUACACAGGCAAGUCGAGCUAUAAGGAGCACGGCUACAGGAUGCUGCUGAUCUGGCUACAUGGGCUGCCUGCCACAUCGAAUCCCCUGAAAGACCUCUUUGAAGCCCUGGUCGCCAUCGACAAGAGGGACGUAGCAGAGAAGAUCCGCAAGAAGGCGGAGGAGAACGCGUACGGCCCCCGGCGCUUCAACCCGGGCAAGCUGUGCCACAUGUGCCGCCUCUUGUGACCGACGGAGCUGUGGCGCCUGUGGUUCGGUCGCCACUAAGGGCCCCACUCUCUCCUCCGGGCGCAAGCACCAAGUGCCUGUGCCACCGCCGCCGCCCUCUCUUUAGGGGCGGCUGAGUUCACAUUAUUCUCUCUGUUCGCUUUUACGUUGCUCGGCGAAGACUCGAGACGCCAUUCUAAGACAGACUGAUUUUCCGCCGCCCGGACCUCCGCACCAUCACUUUCCUUUUGUCUUGACUCGGGGAAAAACAACGAUGUGCCAUUCUGUUUUGCCGUGCAAAACGCAUCAGCAAGUGGCAAUGAAGAUGGCAUACUCGCUGACAGAAUGAAAACAGCAGGGCAUCUCUUUCCGAUGCCCGGCCUUCAGCACACGCUUGGUUUCUUCCGUCGUGCUUUGGCUGCAUGUGCACGCUCGAGGCUUGCGAGGAGCCGAUGCAUUCUCGAGGUUAGGAAGCACAUGCUGGAGGCUGGACAGCUCAAGGACCUUUAUGCCAUUUUAGCCCUGUCGAUGCGCAUGCAGGGAGCAAGCUGUCUGCUUCUUGCGUGGGAGUUGUGGUGACGUCAGAAUGACGCCGAAUUCUGACUAGCUUUGAUUGAAAGGAUGGUGGGUGGGCCUCAAUGCUAGUUGCCUUGUGGUCUACCCACCAUCUUUCUCAAUCAGCCAAUAAGAGCUCGGCAUUCUGACAUCAUCGCAAACCCUGCGUAAGAAGCGGACAAGCUUGUGCUCCGCAUAGUUUUUAAAGCCUAUUGAACCCAGAUGCUUUUACGAGAAAGCUGCUGAACGUUUUCUUUUGUUCCGCAUUAUUUGGCCCAUAUUUCGUUGAAAAGAUUACAAGGUAAAGUAGGUAGGUACCUUCAGAUUUAGAAAAGACACGGGCUCUUCAGAGUGGAAGGUACCUUCAGAAAAGACAGUCGGGCUUGCCAAUAAGAUGAAAACAAGAAUAUCUAAAAUAGAAAGUAUAUUAGAUAAUGGAUGCAAUGGAACUCAUCUGCCUAAAAUUUGGUCAAAGAUGUUCCUUCAUUGUUUUGUACCCCACUGUAAUUUUGAUGGAUAUAUUUUGAUCCUGUCUUAUACUAAUGAAGCUUUUUUUUUUUUUUUCUUUCAGCACCUUUUAGAGUGCCUUGCAUGUGCAAUAGCAUUUUGGUUCUGAGAUGUCGUUCGGACAUCCAACGUUUUGUGACAAUGCCAACAUUGAGUUUGUUCGAGUUAUGUGGGAAAGAAUGUGUGGCUGGUGAUUAGAGGGAUUAUAGAGGUUUGGUAUUGGACUUUAAAAGUAUGACAGGAUGGGCGGGAGGAGCGCUACAUUUUUGCCGACAUAACUUGGCGGAUGCGUCAUGCCUUGGGAACGUCUGGUACCCCAGUGAUCUUUUGUGUACCUUUGACCUGUUUCUGCUUCCUGGCUUACGAGUCUUCGAGCUUUCAGAACGGAGAGAGUUUGGGACAAAACGAAAUGCCAGAAAUAAAUACAGAAAUAGUUUGUGCAGGGUAAAUUUUAUGAGCAUAAAAUCAUCCCCUUGCUGUGGCAUUGUUAGAAAUGUACUGUUCAUGGUAUUACAAAAUCCUGAGUGGGAACCUGUUGAGUCUCGAAGAAUACAUUUCACAGAUUUCUGAAGAAGGGAAAUAGCAUUUCGCCUUUGAUUGUAACAUGGUUUUUUUAGGAGUGACAGUUUUGACAGGAUCACGACAUGCUUUACUGGAGGCACACGUCAAAUGCUCUUUUUGCUCUGACAAUUUAAGUGUCAAAGUUGAACUAACAAAACUUCAGUUUCGUUAGUUUAACUAACUCCGACACAUAAAUUGUGUUAUGUACCAAUCGCUCGAUGACGGACUCACCAGUUAAAUCUUUGAGAGGAUGCGGUUUAUUGAAACUUUAUACUUGUAUUUUGUGCAUGGCACACUAGAGGCAUUUGGGAUGAUGUUGCAACACUGUCUUGGGGCUGUACGAUCAGAAUGAAUGCAGGUGGAGACAUUUCAACAGGAGAUGUAUGCUUGAGUUCAUGGAGCAGAUUCAGCCAUAAGAAAUGCAGCAAACAGAGAAAGGGCAACCUGAGUAAACAAGGGUCAGUAGCAUAUCAUGAAUUGCAUAUUAUUAUCAUUUUAAAAGUUGAGUCAAUGUGAGCAUGGAAUAACAGAAAACAAGGGAAAGGUGUGAACUUUGGAACCCGGGCUUGUUUUUGUCUAGACCGGCCAUUUUGUAUUGAGUGUGGCAUGAUUACUGGCUUCCAUAUUUUUGCAUAUCGACCAAGAGCUCCAGGGGUUGGAAAUAUGCAUAUUUUAGUGUAUGUGUUUGGUGACAGCAGACGACACUGCGAGAAAGGAGCAACUUCUGGCGCGAUUCUUAUAGCUUACCUACAAUUUGGCGAUUGGAAGAGAAAAGAUGCGAGAGUCACUGUAGGUGGAGUCAAUAAAGUCGCCCUAGCAUUGGCCUUCCAGAGACCACCAGACCGCUAAUUUCAUCAUCUGGAAUUACAGUAGUGCUUGUUUAACGGACUGCUCUUUUGCAGGUCUAUACCAUACCCUACUCGAUGCCAGGUCACGUAAUAUAGUGUUCAAUCUGGUGGUAACUUGCGACAUCUGUUGGGAAUUUGGGUGUCACGCUAAGGGGGCACGAUUUUAGGCUUUUCAAACAAAUAACUCUUGCAGAGUUGAGUCAAGCAAGUGGAACAUAGGAAAGAUUAUUUCCCAAAAGUUAUAGAUUUGUUGUUUUACAGUUCUUUCAACCUUUGUGGCAUAGCUAUUUUUUAAUUUUUAGUUUUAUUUCUGCGCUUGUUACGGUUUGGUUUCGUUCAUAUUAAAAAGAGUAUUCUUUCCUUUUAAAAUAAAACACUGUAAAACAAACUUUUUUUAUUUUUUUUUUUGGUGCAGGGAAUUGUAGCUUGUUUUAGCAUGAGACUACUAACUGGAUUGCUGAAACAGGACUGAUAGCAACCCUUGUAUGAUGACCAUGUUUGCAAAUCUCUCUGUGAUUUAUCCAAUGCACUUGAUUGUCACUGUCUUCCUUUUGAGUGCAAAAAGCAAAGGUGUAUAUGAGUACGACAAUCAAGAGCCCACUGAAGGCAGUAGUACGCUAGAACAUCGGCGUUUGUUAGACGUCAUAAGAUGUAUUUACGAUCCGCCAUACUGUGUGCCUUGUCAACACUCUUCACAAGUAUGGCAGGUUAGUUUUCACGACGGGGAAUACUUCCUUACAUGCAGAGCUGCGACCACGUUGAUCGUGUAAGGAAAUUAACUUCCUACAAUCAGGUCUGGUCUCUGUUACUUUUUUCUUUUCCUACGGAUGUUCGCAUUAGUUUUAUGCACCAUAAUAAUUUGCAUUUUUCGCAAUCUCCCAAUGUGUUCAAAAGAAAUAUAUAUAUAUAUAUAUUAUAUCUAUAUGUGUAUUGUGUGUGCGAGUGUGAAAGGGUAUUGUCAUUUUAUCGAACUCGUACAGCGAGCAAAUAUUGUUACCGUGUUUUGUUUCUUUGGCAACCUUGACUAAGCCUGCUGUGUAUGAAAAAAAAAAAAGGAUGUGUUCGGUUGCCACAUUCUAAAUGUUUUGCGUGUUUCCGAGCAUUGUUGUUGCCAGCUUGUUGUUCAUGGAUCUUCAGGCCGGUGUUGGCUGUCGUGUAAAUUAUUGUUUGUUUGUCAUUAGACACGUUGAUGUGGUUUAUACAUGUUCGGAAUUUCUGAAUGAUGGUUUUGUACAGUGUUGAGAUAAUGGAAUCUCUGUGUGCGACAUUGUUUGGAUUUAAAAGUCGGAAGGGGAGCAUAGGAGGCUCCAUGUACAUACUAGGCAAACUGUCAUUUACAACUUUCUCACGUAAGUUUUAUUAAAAAAAAUGUGAUAUAAAGGAAA
Messenger RNA from Ixodes scapularis (black-legged tick), 5562 nucleotides. Its product is annotated as ankyrin repeat and death domain-containing protein 1A. Gene Ontology annotation, molecular function: protein binding. The transcript is spliced from 15 exons. Lineage: Eukaryota; Metazoa; Arthropoda; Arachnida; Ixodida; Ixodidae. The record is from RefSeq and is a predicted model, not a curated record. The coding region runs from base 18 to 1727 and encodes 569 amino acids. Gene Ontology annotation, biological process: signal transduction.